GGCCACGCUGCCACAUUUCUUGAAGCUUCCAGUGACAUGAGAGUCAGCAACCGUACACCAGCUGGUUACAUCCCAAACGAUCGGUUUUCCUUGUCUUACUGGUAUCAGUGUCAUCCCAUCCGGUCUUUGUGCGGUGGUUGAUGACAAGCCGUUUGGUUCCAUCUCACAAGGAAAACCAGCGCUUUCACAACAGUUUUUCGCGAUGCUGUUCAUUUCUUUAUUGUCUACUUUAUAUCUACUUCGAAGGUAGAUUGAUAACUGUUUGUAAACUUGACGCUGAUACUAUUGUACGUAUAUGUCGUACAGUCGUAGAGUUGUCACGUUGUGUUAUUUAUGUUUACGAGAAGCCAGUAGCGACAAUGUAAUUGAUCAAGUUCUUCAAAUUCCAUUUCGCCACAUGAAACGCUGAAUUUUUCGAGGCCUGGGCUCGCGGAUCGUCUACAAGGUGUAACAGUUUUGGUGGAGUUGAGUAUUGUGAUCCAAAUCGUUUCUUCUGAAGAAGUGGAGAACCACAAAUCAUAUCGAAGAAUUUGAAGGCGAACAUGUCGGGGCCUGCGAAGUAUAUAGCUCAGUUGGUUCUCGCCGGGGCGCAAAUUGUGGGGAGAGCUUUCGCCAGGGCACUAAAAGAAGAAAUACAAAGAAGCCAGCAAGCCGCAGCUUCACGCGGCGGAGGCGGUACUCGAGCGGGGGAUUCAUCCAGAGCAGCCGCAGUAUCCAGCAGAUUAGGCAUGACAGUGCAAGAAGCGUGUCAGAUCCUAAACCUUCCAGGAAAACGAAUAGAUCCAAAAGAGCUGACAGAAAAGUACGACCACUUAUUCAAAGUCAACGACAAAGCAGUUGGUGGUUCAUUUUACUUGCAAUCGAAAGUUGUGCGAGCGAAGGAGCGCCUAGAAGAGGAACUGAAAUCCCUUGCAGAAGCGCCCAAGGAGAGGCCCGGUAGAACCUCCCAAGAAAAGACACCGUCAGAUUCUCCGUCGUGAUCAUUGUUUCCUACAUCUUCAGAAGUUAUGGUGUGGUGUUGUUGAAUUUAGUUUCUGAACUACUAUUUUACCUGUUUUAUUACCUAAUGUACUUCCCUAGUAGCUAGUAGCUUAAGGGUUACUGGAUGCUAGUGUGUAGCUGCUGGUGACUGAUACGCCCCACUCCAUGGCGAAUUGGAAAUCUGCAAAAGACACCGAUGCCAUAUUUAUGUACUGCGGAUUGGCCUUUUUGUGGCAGGUUUUGUGAUACCUAACGCAAGCUAUCAUCCGAUGUUUGCUUGCCUUCAAAGUGAUGCGAUCUGGCUUUCGUAUUUUGCUUUGACUUGUGCUUGAACAGAUUCACGUUCACACUCCGCGCAAUCAAGAAUCAGCCCAGAAAAUGUGUAUAAA
This is a messenger RNA of Paramacrobiotus metropolitanus, 1370 nucleotides long. Its product is annotated as mitochondrial import inner membrane translocase subunit tim16-B-like. Lineage: Eukaryota; Metazoa; Tardigrada; Eutardigrada; Parachela; Macrobiotidae. Gene Ontology annotation, cellular component: TIM23 mitochondrial import inner membrane translocase complex. The transcript is spliced from 4 exons. Bases 543 to 980 code for a protein of 145 amino acids. Gene Ontology annotation, biological process: protein import into mitochondrial matrix. The record is from RefSeq and is a predicted model, not a curated record.